GGGACUGAGGUGCCUGAGUCAGGCUGGGGGUUGGGUUACCUCAGUUACAGGAAGUCGAAGAUUUAUUUCCUCUUUCCAAACAAACGAAGGCAGAGGGUAUAGGGUUGAUUGAGCAGGCAGCUGGUACCGACACAGAACCAAGCUGGACUCCGGGCGGAGGCUGCUCUGUCAUGAGGUUGGCUGUGCUCUUCUCUGGGGCCUUGCUGGGUCUACUAGCAGCCCAGGGGACAGGGAAUGACUGUCCUCAUAAAAAAUCGGCCACUCUGCUGCCAUCCUUCACGGUGACACCUACAGCUACAGAAAGCACAAGCCCUGGAACAACCAGCCACAGAACGACCACUUACACAGCUAGCACCACUCAUAAAACUAGCACCACAGGCACCACCAGCCACGAGUCUUCAACAGCCACUCAAGCCACUCACCAUCCUGCUACCACCACCAGCCACGAUUCUUCAACAGCCACUCAAGCCACUCACCAUCCUGCUACCACCACCAGUCACGGAAAUGCCACAGUUCAUCCAACAAGCAACAGCACUGCCACCAGCCCAGGACCCUCCACCAGAUCCCCCCGCCCAGGACCACCUCCACCCUCUCCAAGUCCUAGCCCGGGCUCCAAGGAGGCGAUAGGAGACUACACUUGGACUAACGGUUCUCAGCCCUGCAUCCGGCUCCAAGCCCAGAUUCAGAUUCGAGUUCUGUACCCAACGCAGGGUGGAGGAGAGGCCUGGGGAACUUCUGUUCUGAACCCCAACAAAACCAAGGCCCAAGGGGGCUGUGAGGGUGCUCAUCCCCACUUGCUCCUCUCAUUCCCCUAUGGACAGCUCAGCUUUGGAUUCAAGCAGGAGCCACUGCAGAGCACCAUCUACCUGAACCAUGUGACUGUGGAGUACAACGUGUCCUUCCCCCAGGCAGCGCAGUGGAUAUUCUCCGUUCAGAAUUCAUCCCUUCGAGAUCUCCAAACCCCUCUGGGCCGGAGCUUCAGUUGCAGAAACGCAAGCGUCAUUCUUUCACCAGCUUUCCACCUUGACCUGCUCUCCCUGAAGCUACAAGCUGCUCAGCUGCCCCCCACAGGGGCCUUUGGACCAAGUUUCUCUUGCCCCAGUGACCAAUCCAUCUUGCUGCCUCUCAUCAUUGGCCUGAUCUUACUCGGCCUCCUCACCCUGGUGCUUGUUACCUUCUGUGUCAUUCGGAGACGCCCACCCACUUACCAGCCCCUCUGAGCAUUUGUCCCAACAGCCAGGGCACCAGGAGGUGCCCUCAUUUCUCACCACUCAACUGACUCAGAGACAAAGUUAUCUUCCUUCCCUGUCUUGAUGAACAAAAGUAGACAUAAUGCAAUCGGGAGGGAUGAGGAGACAGAUGUUUAUUAAAUAUGACUGAUUCCCCCUCCCCCAUCUCCAGUGGGAGAAUAAUAAAACUUGAUCAAAUCUU
Balaenoptera ricei (Rice's whale) is the source of this 1431-nucleotide messenger RNA. RefSeq names its product CD68 molecule (gene CD68). Gene Ontology annotation, cellular component: membrane. The record is from RefSeq and is a predicted model, not a curated record. The transcript has 6 exons. Lineage: Eukaryota; Metazoa; Chordata; Mammalia; Artiodactyla; Balaenopteridae. The coding region runs from base 171 to 1220 and encodes 349 amino acids.